UUCGCAUGCGCGCAAAUAUUGUUGACAUAGUUAUUAUUCUUUUCUCUAUUCCGUGCCUGUGACAGUGGAUAAGUUCUGUGAAUAUAUAUAUAUAUAUUUUUUUUUUUAUUUGCCCUUUUUAUAAAAGGGUGAGGAUGUAGUUAAAUUGUGACGUUGUAAUUUGCAAGAGUGUGCACGUAAUGGCUAACUGACGAGAGUUAUAAAUAAUCGUGACUGCUUUGACCUUUAACGAGGGUUGACGAUGAAGGUGUUUUUCUGCUCUUUGUGCGAAGAAAUUUCGUUGAGAUAAGUUUAACGAUUGUACGUACCCCACUUGCGCGAAAAUUUUCUUGAAUUUUUUCACGUACUGCACUUUCUUUCGUGUUGUUUUAUCCAAAAGUAUUUUUCCGAGCGCGUUUUAAUUAUUUAUCUUCGUUACUUUUCUGGCAGAAAUUUUUCCGUUGCCAACGAAUGCUGACGUUCGCGUAACUCGUACUUUCAAACGAUAGAUCUAAUCAUUUUGAGAGUCUUUCGCUGUUCCUCUGUAUGCGUUAUCAUACUUGACGUUCGCUACAAAUGUAUUUUCCACUUUAACUUCGAGCAUUGAAAAUUGCACAAAAAAGUGUCCUCGCAUCAUCAGCCAAAUACGCGCAAACUUUUCCAAUAACACAAAAAAAUCGGUGCCAGCUCCUUCGAAGAAGGAAAAAAGUACAAUAAAAAUUCUCGCGAGUGCGUGACGAGCAUAUAAUAUCCAAUAUCGAGAAGUCGCAGGAUCAACGAAAAAGAGAAACAAGAUUUUUAUGUAGCGUGCAAUAUAGAUAGUGAUGCAUCGUGUCGUGCACCUCUGAAAUACAGAGUAGAUAAAGAUGAGAUCGUCCUAGUGUUGGCAUUGCGUCCUUGACGUUCUUGUGUACACAACACGUGAGGAGAGCAACGAAAGAAGAAGGAGGAGGAAAAAAAUAAAGGAGUUUCUCAAGUUGAAGACGGUAGCGCAGCAUACGCAGUCACGGAGCCGCCAGUCGUAAAACUCGUCGUGCCUUGCGAAAAUCGCGAGGUACAAGAAAUAUUCGGCGCGAUGAAGGAGCAGUCAUCGUCGACGUCACGGCUGGAUCGAGAGAAGGAACCUCCGCAACGUUCAUUGAGCAGCGCUGCAGCUCUCACAUCCAUCGGCGCCGAUAUAUCACCGAGUUCCUCGCACUUUUUUGAGGUAUUGUAUGUCGGUAAGACGAAAAUCGCUCAAGCCAAAGUACCUGAGACGUUCAUCGACGACGUGAUCGUUAAAUUUCGAAGUCAUGGCCUGGAGAAAUCGAGGUCGACGGCAAGCAGUCUCCUCGCCGAAUGCAAUCAGCUCAAGCAACAGACUAGCGCCUCCAAUAUUUUCGCUAACAUUCGCAGGGAUAGUAUGGACUCGAAUACAAGUGAGUUGGGAAGCGCAGAGAACGUGACAUCACCCACGAGUCCGCUUUGCCCACCAGUAACUCUCACCGGAUCAGUCGAGUCGGUCACGUCUCCUGUCACUGACGGACCAAGGAAGACAAAUAGCAUGCCACUGCCGGAGCUCGCCAUGCGAAACAGGGCAGCUUCCAUUGGUAGUGCUAUGAUCACCAGACGCGACUCGUCUGUUCGGGACAAUGAAGACCUCAAUCGGACUAUGCUUUUCCAGGUCGGUCGUUUGGAUCUAAGACUGAUAAGUCCGGACCGUAAGAAAGUGCUGCUGCACAAACAGCUAAGAGACGUCGCGAGCUGCGUACAAGGCAUAAAAAAUCCGGAACACUUUGGCUUUAUCUGUCGCGAUAACAACAUUGAUCGCUUUGUCGGAUACAUAUUCAAGUGUCAGUCGGAAUCAGUUGCCGACGAUCUUGUCGCAGCAAUAACUCAAGCGUUCAAUGCGUCCGCUGAUGUGCAACCAAGAAAGGAGAGGCACGUAUUCACUUGCGAGCAUUGCCCCAUGGUUUGGUACAGCAAAUUGUGUCAAGAAAUUGAUGGACAAAGUGAUCGUAAAACUCAAAAUAUAAUAUUCUCGAGAUUGGAGAUGUUACCGGAGGAUGAACAAGAAAUUGUCGUGACAAAGUACAAGGGAGCAGAGGCAGCGAGUGGCACUGGCUCGGGUAUGAAUCUUACAGACCAGAAUCAAUUUUUAAUGAUGCUGCUACGAGCUCACUGCGAAGCCAAGCAGGCGAGACACGUUCAUGAUACAGCCGAGAACAGGAGCGAGUUUCUGAACCAGUACCUGAGCGUCGGAGUAGGUAGCACAAUAUUCAUGAAAGCGAAAAGGUCGUUAACAAACAGCUUCGAUCAUUUGAUGAAACGCAAAGGUUCCAAAGAUGACUUUGGUCUUGGAUCUCAAAACAACCUCAACAAAGUUGGAUUACAAAGUCCAGUAGGUUCCGGACCGCUACCUAUGGUCGACACAACACCAGACUCCAUAAGGCCGAGGUCACUUAGAGUUUCACCGGAACAGCAAAUGAGUAUCAACGCGGCUAGUCCAAAGAGUCCUAUGAUGGACAUAUUUUUAAAAGUCGGUAACUCACCCAAAAUGUCACCUACCGAGGGAGAAGAUAUCAACAAACAACAGCAAAAUGGUUCCUGGCGGCAGGCAAUUCUCAAUCGCGUUGUCACGCCAGCCAAAGAUCAGGAUAGCAAAGAUGCAGCUAAAAACGCAAGCUUGGGUGCCGGUAAAUAUCAAUCGACAUCAGCUGUAAAGAGAAGUAAAGAAGAGUUACGUGAUCUAUGGAAAAAAGCGAUAAAUCAACAGUUGAUAUUGAUCAGGAUGGAAAAAGAAAAUGCUAGACUUAGAGUUCGACAAGAGGAAGCAACAGUCAAAAGAAUAAAACUCGAAUACGAUGAAUUGAACAGUUGCAACCGACAACUUCACGAAGUCUGGGAUCUCUUAGUUAGCAAAGAAUCUCGAGUGUCAACUAAAUGUGACAACCAAAUGUUACUUCAAGCAAUUAAACAAGGUGUACCAAAAGCAAAACGUGGCGAAGUUUGGCAAUUCUUGGCAGAGCAAUUCUGCAUGAAACAACCACCGCUAGAUACUCGCGAUUUCCCAAACUACAAUACUCCUUAUGAGCUACUACUUAAACAAUUGACUUCUCAACAACAUGCUAUUCUCAUUGAUCUUGGUCGUACUUUCCCUAAUCAUCCAUACUUCAGCUCGCCUCUUGGUCCCGGUCAACUGGCGUUGUUUAAUCUACUUAAAGCUUACUCAUUGCUCGAUCAUGAGGUUGGAUACUGUCAAGGUCUUAGCUUUGUCGCUGGAGUUCUUCUCUUACAUAUGUCCGAAGAUCUAGCAUUCUUUUUAUUACGUCAUUUAAUGUUCCGGCGAGGAAUGAGGAAACUAUACCUGCCAGAUAUGGCCGCAUUACAGCUUCAUCUCUAUCAAUUAUCGAGAUUACUGCACGAUAGGCUUCCAUCUAUUUAUAAUCACUUUGAUAAACACGAAGUCUCUCCAACGUUGUAUGCAGCUCCUUGGCUGUUGACUAUAUUCGCCAGCCAGUUUCCUCUUGGUUUUGUAACCAGAGUAUUUGAUCUGCUUUUCCUCGAAUCGUCCGAAGUGAUUUUCCGUGUCGCACUUGCACUAUUGGAAGAGCAUCAAGAUCAACUAUUGGCCUGUGAUAGUUUCGAAGAGAUUAUGGAAUAUUUGAAGACAAAAGUACCAGCAGUAGAAAAAGAUACGUUAGACAGAGUAAUGAAACGAGUAUUCUAUCCUGACAUGGAAAUAGCAAAACAGUUAAACGAGUACCGCGUAGAGUACCAAGUUUUGCAGGAGGAAAUGCUAUCUGUGAAACCACAAAUCGAAAAUAUGGAAAAACUGGAAUUACUCAACAAACAACUUACGCAACAAAAUGCUCAUCUUAAUGAACAGCUUGAGAUUGCCAUGGCAAACCUUCACCGUAUGGAGACAACACGCGCACACCAUCAAUCCACCGUACAUCGCCUAGAAUCUCAAACCCGCAGUCUCGAGGUGACAAUUUCGACAAUGGGAUCGUUCAUUCAACAGCUCAUCGAAUCGCAAACGGACAUAGAGAUACCAGGCGAUGUUCGACGUAUUGUUGCUCAACUAUCACUCGCUGAAAAACGACGCAAUAACAAUUUGCGAUCAUUCCAAAAUCGUAUCGUCGAGGACAACAACAAUAAGUACGACAUGAAGAAGAGUAACAGCGCUGGAAAAGAUGCUCGUCUGGUAAAAACUAACAGUAUGAUCGAACCACCAUAUCCGCUGAAAUCCGCACUUAGCCAACCAAAUCUGGGAUCUAAAUUGGAGAAAGUCUCCUCGUUCUUUGCUAACUCGCACAAUCACAUCAAACAACAACGUGCACAAAUGGCAGCAAUUCGCAGUGAGGGAAGCAAUGAAGCCGUUAAUAUGCUGAAUUGCAACGGGGCCAACGAUGAGAAUGAUCCAAAAACUGUAAAUAUUGACAUACAGAUCACGGAUACUGUGAGUAAUAGUGGAUCGGAUACUAAUAUUGUACAGAAUGAUAAUGGACUAAAAAUUAAUUCUCUUGCUGCGCUUGAGAAGUCGGUUUCUUUACCGAAGAAUGCCAAGAUACAGCUCAAGUCUUCCAAGUCCGCUUAUGAAUUGGGAAGCGUCAAGAAAAUUCUUACUACAAAAUUGGAAGAUACAAAUUCUGAUUCACUGACGAAUCUCACGGGGACGAUGCAUCCACUGGACACGUGUAGCGACGUCAAUUUCAAAUAUGGAGGUACGACAAAACUCAAGUCGAUAAAAUCAAUACGAGCUGGAGGACAGAAUGGUCAGAAUGAUAACAAUAACAAGGAAAUUCAACAGAAUUCUCAGAUACUAAGCAGAUAGCAAAUGCUCCUAUUGAAAAUCCUAAAGCGUAACUUGUCUGUAGAUUAAACGACCGAACCUCGUCAAUUAAUAUCUUUGCCAUCAAUUACUGUACUAUUUCUUGCGAUUCUAUUGCCAAAUAUUAAUUAUAUUAUAAACGAACUUAACGGACAGGCGAAGUCGGUUUUAAAUUAUUUUUACUGCUGUGAGAUAUUUUCUUUUCUUCGGUAUAGACGAGAGUAUUUUAGAUGAAAGAGCAUAGGUAAUAAUAAAUAGAAACGUAACGCGAUGUAUGCAGAAAAUAUAUCAUAUCUUGAAAAACAGUAAUAAGCAAAAGUAAUGUUAGUGCCUAAGUUACAAUUACGAUAAGACAAAGCAGAUAAAAAGUAAUCGUCCGUGGCAAUUGCCAAAAUUUUACAUUGCCAUCGGUUCAAAUGACUUAAUGUGUACACAAAUCUAAUUCAUUGGCACAUAUACAGAUACAGAGAUGGAACAGAUUUGUAAUUUUGUAAAAUAUUUUUAGUAUUUGUAGAAGCUGAAUGUAGAUAAGCCAUGGUAUUAUUCCAUUUAAAAUCGUAGUCAUAUACAAAUAGAUAAGUGAAUUAUCUGUUAAAAUUAUAUAUUGUAAUUAUAUGAUAUACAUAAAGGAAUAUUUAAAAGAUUCAUAGUUCAAUAAUAUAAAGAAUAAUUUCAAAUUAGUCAAUGAUAAUAAUAACAAUAUAUACAACUAAGGACACGCUUACUUUUUUAAAGCUCUUCCGUACUCUUUGAUAAAUGUUUUAAAUUCUUUUAAUGAAUUCGCGAUUGAAUUUGUUUUGUUUCAUUUGAAACCAAGUUUUAUAACUUUAAGUUAUACUUAAUUAAAUUAAGACUGUUAACAAUGACGAGUUUUCGGAGCAUAUUUAGAUAAAAUAAAGCAAAUAUGCCUAAAAUUACUUAAAUUAUAAUACUAUGUAUAUAUAGUAAAUAAAUUUACUAUAUAUAUAUAUAUAUAUAGUAAUGAAAUUUAUACUGUAAUAGAUUGUAGAAUAAAUAUGUUUAUUGAAAAACAUAACGAAACGAAAACUUAAAAAUGUCGCCAAAAUAAGGCCGAAAUAAUAUGACGAUUACAAAACCGAAAAUUAGGAGUUGUGUAUCGUAAAAUGUACGCCGUGAAAACUAAAUUUAACGGCGUAAUAUAGUCUAGAAUUUGUGAUGUUUGUUGUAGAUAAUAUCUUGUUGAUAUAUGUGUCUAUCGUCUUACAUUAUUGUAAAUUAGAUUCUAUACUAUAUUUUUUUUCAUCGAGCUUUGGAUAGGAAUAGCCCUAACAAUUUUUAUUUUUUUCUCCUUAAUAAGAAACAAAUGAUGGUGUGCUUUGCGUUGUAAAUUUCGUAAUUUUUGUUGUGCAUGAUAAUUUGUAUGACGACACUUUUAAACGAUGUGGAUGAUAAUGUUUUUUUUUCAAAUCAAUUUCAAUCUUAUGUGAAUGACCUGGAUGUCAAUUAGUUUGAUAUGACAAAUGAGCAAAGUUCAUUUGUUUACAAAAUCAUUUUACGUAAUCUAAUUAGAGGUCAUGUAAAUAAAAAAUUUUUAUAUUGCUAGGAAAUCUUGAAAUUGAAUUUUCACAUACUUCUAUAAAAAAUCUCCGUAUCUGUUUUAACCCAGACACGAUUUACUUAAUUUUUGUUCUUUCAAGCAACAAACGUGAGUCUCAUCUUUUGAUUCUAUUGAAUCGCAUCGGUAAGGUGAAACUUAGAAGUAUUCAGUGGCUAUGGAACAAAAUAAGAAAAUCAAGUCUUCACGAAUCGUAGAAUUAUCGUGCAAAUAGGUUUAUCGCUUAGAAUCUAGUGAUUCUAAUUAAAAAAAAACUUGUGAUAGUGCGAAGUGCUAUGCUGUGGUUACUUUACGUGCUGGUUUCUUAUUAUUAUUACUUUUGUUUUUUUGUUUUAUUUUUUUUUAUGUUACAUAUUGCAGGACAAUUAUGAUUUGUUAGUUAUUGUGGUUGCGAGAGAAAGAAACAGAGCGAGAUAUUAUUAAUGAUACAUAAAAUGUCAUGUCUUACGUGGCCAACUACAAUCGAUAGUCUUCAAUAAAGAAAAAUAUGAU
Molecule: messenger RNA, 6860 nt
Organism: Phymastichus coffea
Lineage: Eukaryota; Metazoa; Arthropoda; Insecta; Hymenoptera; Eulophidae
Gene: plx
Product: TBC1 domain family member 1
Exons: 15
Coding region: 1055-4795 (1246 amino acids)
Source: RefSeq, a predicted model, not a curated record